CAUUAGGGCGGGGGUUGCGUUUGGCAUCCCGAAAGUCGAUUGGCUGCAAGGGCGGAAGAAAGAAUUGAAUAAAAGGGCGCGAGGAGGCAAAAUAGGGGUUUGUUUGUGUGUGUGUGUGUGUGUCAGGGAAAAGAUGGAGCGGAGCGCGGCGGAGGCGGCGGGAGCGGCUGCCCGGCUCCUGACUCGGCUGAAGGACGCACUUGCCUUUGAGGACCACAACAAAGAUGGGGCGAGGGCUGAGUUGCCCACCAAAGUCUGGACUGAGCAUGCUGUGAACACUAGAAAGACGCAGAAGCUGCUCUUCUGGCAGCUGCAGGUGGUGAAGUUCCUCCUGGAUUUCCUGGAUUCGGCCCCUGGAUUCCAAGAUGCCUCUUGCUCGGGUGUUCGAAACGAGAUGGCCGAAGCCAAGCAGCAGUGGAAGGCCCUCAAGGCGGAGUACCAGGAUAAGGUUGAGGCCAUCCGGGAGGCUGUACCCCAAACCCUGGCCAGACUUGAGGAAGCGCGCUGCAAGGCCAAGCUCUUGGAAGAGGUGCUGGGGCGCUACAGAACCAAGGUCAGCUUCAGAGUAUCUGUCCUCUUUUUGCCUGCAGCUCUUGGGGCACCUGUCCCUGCAAUUCCCCAUGGGAGAUUUUGGAGCCAUGGUGGCACCUACGUUGAACAUCUCAAAAAGGACACUAAAAAGAAACAGGAAAUGGAGGAGAAGGUGAAGAACGCUCAAGAGCGGCAUCUCGAGGAACAGGAGCGUUUGCGGAAGCUGUGCGAGCAGAUGGAAGGGCGGGUGGUGGAAAAGCAGGGCAGGCUGCAGAGAUACCAGGAGGAACUGCAGCGCCUUCAGGGAGAGCUGGAAGAGCAGGAGCUCCAGGCUGGCGAUUGGCGGCAGAAGGCGCAGACGAUCUCAGAUCUCCAGUGUUUCUUGGAGACGCUGCAGGGUGUAAAACUGACUCACGUUUCGGAGACUGACCUCGAGCUCGAGCUGACCUCCCGUUCCCAACCUGGGACCGCCCAGCCCCACAGCCUGAAGUUGGGCCUACACUGGCGGGAGGACGGCAACAUCUCACUGCAAUGUGACUGUCCUUUUGUCCCUCUGUCGGUGGCACUCCCCGUGGGCACCAGCGGCACCAUCAAGGACAUCCUUCUGGAGCUUCAGGACAGCUAUUUGCAGCAGGCGCAGCUCUUGGCUGAGAUUGAGUCGCUGCACAGCCGUUUUGCCAUUGAUUGGCAACCAGAGAAGAGGCUGCUGCAUUACUUGAAGCCGUCUUUCACGUGCACCCUCUGCGUGGAGCCGGGAUACCCAACCAGCGGGGGGAUCCGCCUGCUCUCCAUCAAGAGCCAACAUGGCGCGGUUGACGUGGCUGUCGUCAGGCCCUCUCAGGAAACGCCUUCCCUGCAGGACUGGCUGGAAUACCUCAGUGCUGUGGACUUCAGUGCCCCGUUCCUUGCCAGAGGAGCUGUCUGAUGUCCCAGGGUUAGGAUCUUGGCGCUUUGUCCCUCCACACAUUGCUUCUAAGGUGUGUUUGUGUGUGUAUGUUCCAGUGUUCUGUUCAAUAAAACGUGAAUGAAGAUUA
Messenger RNA from Sphaerodactylus townsendi, 1565 nucleotides. RefSeq names its product ZW10 interactor-like. Lineage: Eukaryota; Metazoa; Chordata; Lepidosauria; Squamata; Sphaerodactylidae. The transcript is spliced from 11 exons. The coding region runs from base 134 to 1456 and encodes 440 amino acids. Gene Ontology annotation, cellular component: dendrite; cytosol; kinetochore. Gene Ontology annotation, biological process: establishment of localization in cell; mitotic cell cycle checkpoint signaling; mitotic sister chromatid segregation. The record is from RefSeq and is a predicted model, not a curated record.